Ectocarpus siliculosus is the source of this 1722-nucleotide messenger RNA. The record is from the annotation of a GenBank genome assembly. Lineage: Eukaryota; Phaeophyceae; Ectocarpales; Ectocarpaceae.
AUGUCUCGCCGCUUGAACUCCAUACGGCGCAGUGGCGGGCAGGAGCAGCAGCAGCCGGAGGAGCAGCCAGGGCCGUUGCACGGCCGGGUCGAGGAAGACGGGACUCUCGAACCGAUGGAUGGAUUCUCUGAAUACGAGAUAGAGCGGCGGCGCACGAUGGAGCGGAACCACCGCAGGCUGCAAGAACUCGGCCUGGUGGGGAGAGAAAAGGUUGUAAUGGCAGGACCCGUCGUGAAGCCACCAAGGAGGGGCUCGAGAGCAGUGUUGGCGUCAGGAGCAGCUGCAGCAACUGUUGGUGUGCGAAAGUCCUUGCGUACGCGAAAUAAACCUGCCCCCGUCUACACGGAACAUGCCGUCGGUUUCGACGAUGAACGCGAUCGUGAACAAAAGCGACGGAGGCUUUCGCCCGUAAACGAACAGCAGGGGUGGGAACAGGCCUCGCUGUCUAUUCCGACUGCCGUUCCUCCUACGCCCGCCCGUCGAAGUACCUCACAGGCUUUGCCUCCGAAUAGCAGCAGGAAUCUGGAGUGCAAUAUCCCGAUGCUAAUGGAGCGGUACCUCGGUAGACAAUUCCUUUCUUUCGGCAAAGCCCCUGUCAUGGAGCUGUCUACCAAGACGUGCCCUCCGAAAUUCAGCAGAAUGUCCGGCGUAACGGAGUGGAAAAACGCCGUGUUUCUCUGGGUGAACGUGGACGGGGGAACAGGCUACACGAACCUCUUCGAAGAGGAUAAGUUGCCGGAGGCGGCAGACGAUGCCGAGAGCACAAAGAACGGCGGUGACAUCGCCGAUAAGAGCCGGCGAGAAGUGCCGGUGACGGGCAGCAAGAAACCGGUGAUUGGAGGGGUUGCCGACAACCAAUUACAGCGCGAUCAGAAGGCCACGGCCACUGUUGGCGCUGCAACCGCUGCAGCCUGUCGGCGCCCCACAUCGCCGCGAUCGGUGAAAGCACCGUCCAUACGAGGGGGUAGCGGCAUCAUGGCUGGAAAUGAUGACACCGCUGCUAUCGGCAAUUUUGCUGGUGAUGGCGGGCGUGAUGGUGCGGCCUGGGGUGACGGCGGUGGUGCCACUUGCGACCGUUCCACGGGGCUCAGGAUGACGUGGUUCGCUGGAGGGCGCAUGACAGCAGAGUCGGCCCUCAUCCAAAGAUUGCUGGCCGGAAGAGACCCACCGGAGACUGAGGAUCAGCCGAGCGAGGCAGUCGACGCUGACGCUAGUUCUGAAACGACGAUGUCGACGAGCGCACCAGCAGCAUGUGGUCGAGAUUUGGAGCAAAAUCGACACGAUUCUGGAUCAGCAGUAGCAAUGCCAGUCACGACGACGACGACAAGCGAAGCAGCGGGCGAAAUGAACAGCGGUACUGCGCACGCACCGUGUCCAAAACCACAAGCCGACGUCGAAGGCCUCGAAGCGAAAUCAGCUGAAACCACCGCUGCAGUGGCCGAACAUGGUGCCCUCCAUGGGCCGAUCUUGCGGGCUUCGGCAUCUCCCGGUGAUGGUGUGGAAGGCGAUGGCGGGAAAAGUGGCGACGUGGUGCUCUUAUUCUGCCGGCUCCCGAACGAGCCGUACGUGUUCUGCGGACGGCUGGGAUAUUCGAAGCACUGGGCCGGUGAGCGGCCAGUUCGGUUCGUUUGGCGGCUGAUAGACGCCGCGGGGUUGACGAAGCGGCCUGACUUCAAAGCCAUUUUGGAGGCGGCAGGCAUUGGAAGUGCCGACCCGUCGUAG